Molecule: messenger RNA, 1663 nt
Organism: Penicilliopsis zonata CBS 506.65
Lineage: Eukaryota; Fungi; Ascomycota; Eurotiomycetes; Eurotiales; Aspergillaceae
Exons: 2
Coding region: 372-1268 (298 amino acids)
Source: RefSeq, a predicted model, not a curated record
AAAGAAAGAAAAAAAAAAAAAAAAAAACAAAACCCAAACCCAAACCCAAACCUGACGGGGGUGGCUACGCUGGCGUAUCUAUAGAUAAAGCCCACACUUGUCGCUGGUUCACCUGAGCGGGCGAGGGCGACGAUCUACCUAUUCUUCUGCUAUCCCACCGGGUGUGCCGUGGGUUUUAUCCUCAGAUUCUUUGCUACCUCUCUGUCUGGGCUGCUAGAUUGCUGUUCUUUGUUAUUCUUGUUGUUUAUUUUAUUACUUUGUUUCCUUGGCCUUGCUUUUUAUUUUCUGACGUUCUGGUUUUAUUUCUACUAUUUAUUCCCUUUUCCCUUCCCUUCGCCUUCACCACACAUUCCUAUCCAAUUGUGAUCUCCAUGGAGGCUCUACUGGCGCACUCGUUUGAUUACCUAUCCUCCUACGAGACAAGCAAAAUUCGCAAGGGACUGCGCCAAGUCGAAGGCUUGCUGGCACAAAUAUGUCUAUCCAGGUCUAGACAAACAGCAGGCGAUAGACAGGAAAGAUCGCUCUCUCCGUUUGGGUCGUCGCAGCCGUUGCCCAAGGCUCUCUCGGAGCUGAAGGAUGACCCCGCGUUCAGGGAAUUUUUUAAACUACAGGAAGGAUUUCAAUGGAAUGUGGCGAUGCGCCUCAUCACUUGUCUGGAUAAUCUUCUAGGGAGAGGGAGUAACGGCGCGAAUGAUCUGCUCAUAAUCUCGACUCUCGACCUGAUACAGGGUGUCUUGCUUCUCCAUCCGCCAUCAAGGUCACUGUUUUCCCGGGAGGUCUACAUGAACCUGCUCCUCGAUCUGCUCGACCCCAUCAACUGUCCGGCGGUUCAAUCAACGACGCUCCUGGUUCUCGUAACAGCUCUGCUAGAUAACCCGGCCAACACACGCACAUUCGAGGCGCUCGACGGGUUACUAACGGUGACAUCGCUGUUCAAACAACGAGCAACUUCUCGCGAGGUGAAGCUGAAACUUGUGGAGUUUCUCUACUUCUAUCUCAUGCCCGAAAUCCCCAUUCCUCCCGCUGGUGCUGGUGCCAGCGCCCCCAACACAGCUGUGUGCGGUCCCCAUCGGAGCCCCAGCAAGCUGGCGGCCGGGCCAUUCUCACGCAGCGUCAACAUGCCCGCGGGCGGCAACGGAGGCAAGCUACCUCGAGAUACUCGAACCACCGACGAAAAGCAGGCCUUACUCGGACGCUAUCUCAACAACGUCGAGGAUCUCGUGGAAGACCUCAAGGAAACCGCUCCGUUUGGGGCAACCGUCUAUUGAUUGACUCGAGCCAGCGAUGAUUUGAUUUGGACAGUACAUUAAGCGUUGCGACUUUUUUCUUCUUCUCUUCUCUUCUCUUUUUUUUCAUUUUCUUUUUCCCUCUUCUUCUUUCCUCUUCUUUUUCUUCUUUUCCUUUCUUCUUUUCUCUUCUCUUCCUUUUUUCUUUUCUUCUUUCUUCCUGCUCUUUUGCGUCUUUGGUUAUCCAUCUGUACUUUGGUCCACUCUUGGUUCAUCUGGUAUGGCGUCAUGACUUGUGACAUGAGGAUGCUCUGUUCUCUUUUCUCUACUCUAGACUGUCCCCAAACCUCUUGUUCUAUUGUCUCUCCUAUUUUCUCCCUUCAUGACCUUCCUCUCUUUUUCUGUGUCUCAUGUGUCAAAUAAUGAGUGAUGCCCGC